Molecule: messenger RNA, 4162 nt
Organism: Carassius auratus (goldfish)
Lineage: Eukaryota; Metazoa; Chordata; Actinopteri; Cypriniformes; Cyprinidae
Gene: sort1a
Product: sortilin 1a
Exons: 20
Coding region: 139-2586 (815 amino acids)
Biological process (GO): vesicle organization; Golgi to endosome transport; endocytosis
Cellular component (GO): membrane; Golgi apparatus
Molecular function (GO): protein binding
Source: RefSeq, a predicted model, not a curated record
CCUGAGUAAGAGCAGUGCGAACAGCGUCUUCACUACAGAGAUGCGUCACAGCGUAAACACUGCUUGUUCUGUUCUGGUACCAAUAAACCUGCUAUUUAUGGAUAUUUAGACAGAAGACUUGUGCACGUUGAACGAACCAUGAGCACCGUAUUCUGCUGUGUUUUGGGUGUAUUAUUCUCAGUGGCUCUUUGCACUGACUUUGAAGAGAGACCCAGCAGCUCCAGGAGGAGUGAGCAAACCAUGUUUCUAAAGAGUCACAAAUCACGAAGUCUGCUCAGUUUGGAGGAUUUACAGGAGCCAGACCAUGUCAAGAUGAAAAGGAGUGAAGAAUCCGCGCAAAAUCAAUGUCAAUCACUGCACGGCUAUGAUUCUACUUUAAAAAACAAUACUCAUACGCAUAACUUCAAUGACCUGAGUGGCACGGUGUCUCUGGCCUGGGUUGGAGACUACACAGGGGUUCUGCUGGUGCUGACCACCUUCCAGGUUCCUCUCUUUAUCAUGCGGUUUGGUCAAUCCAGACUGUACAGAAGUGAAGACUAUGGAAAGACAUUCCAGGACAUCACCGACCUCAUUAACAACACCUUCAUACAGACAGAGUUUGGCAUCGCAAUUGGUCCCGAAAAUUCAGGGAAGGUGAUCCUCACAGGUGAUCUAACUGAGGGGAGAGUUACCAAAAUCUUCCGUUCGGUUGAUUUCGGCAAGAGCUUUGUGACCUCUGAGCUUCCCUUCCAUCCGUUAAUGCAGAUCAGAUACAACCCCAGAGACAGCAACAUACUCGUGGUCUACAGCAUCAAUUAUGACUUGUGGCUGUCUGAAGACUUCGGAGCCAGUUGGAGGAAGAUCCAUGAGAGGGUGUGUCUUAUGAAAUGGGGAAUUGAUGACGCUAUUUUCUUAACCACAAAUCCCAAUGGAUCCUGCAGUGACCGGGGAACGCUUGAGCUGAGGAAAUCUUUAGACUAUGGCAAAACAUUCAAAACUAUAGGAAGCAGGAUUUAUUCCUUUGGCCUUGGUGGACGCUUUGUUUUUGCCUCAAUCAUGACUGACUUGGGUUCCACACGCAUGAUUCACGUCUCAGUAGAUCAGGGGGAAACCUGGGAUAUGGCUCAACUCCCCACCGUUGGACACGAGCAGUUUUACUCCAUUCUAGCCGCAAACAACGACAUGAUCUUCAUGCACGUAGACGAACCUGGAGACUCCGGAAUUGGUACCAUAUAUGUGUCAGAUGACCGAGGUAUAGUGUUUUCCAAGUCUCUGGAACGUCAUUUGUACACCACUACAGGCGGAGACACAGACUUCACCAACAUCACCUCUUUGAGGGGCGUAUAUAUGACCAGUGUGCUCACCGUGGAUGGCUCUGUGCAGACAGUGAUCACAUUUAAUCAAGGUGGAGAGUGGCAAACACUGCAGAAACCCUGGAACGGAGAGUGUGACUCCACUACUGUGCACCCGGACAAAUGUAGUCUGUAUAUCCAUGCCUCCUACAGCAUCUCUAUAAAACUGAACGUGCCCAUGCAGCCCCUCUCCGAGCCCAAUGCCGUGGGACUCAUCCUGGCACAUGGGAGUGUGGGAGGUGCAGUUUCUGUGCUUUCUCCAGACGUCUAUGUGUCUGAUGACGGGGGUUACACAUGGUUUCAGGCACUGAAAGGCCCCCAUCACUACGCCAUCCUGGAUUCAGGAGGCUUGCUUGUAGCGGUGGAGCACAACCCCUCACACCCCAUUUCACAGAUCAAAUUUUCCACUGAUGAAGGUCAGUGUUGGCAUGUGCAUAACUUCACUGAUGAUCCAAUGUACUUCACUGGGCUGGCAUCCGAACCUGGUGCCCGUUCCAUGAAUAUCAGCCUUUGGGGCUACAGGGAAACUUUCCUGAAUCAGAACUGGGUUUCUGUCACUGUUGACUUCAGGCAGUUGCUCUCUAGAGACUGUCAGGAGAAUGACUACAUCCAGUGGCUCGCUCACUCAAGCGAUAUUAACGACCCCACUGAUGGGUGCAUCCUGGGAUACAAGGAAAGGUUCUUACGGUUACGAAAAGACUCAGUCUGCUGGAACGGGCGGGAUUACAUUGUCACCAAGGAGCCUACGAUUUGUCCCUGCACCCUUACUGACUUUCAGUGUGACUUUGGAUUCUAUCAUGCGGAAAACAGCUCUGUGUGUGUGGAGCAGCCUGACCUUAUUGGCCAUUCACUGGAGUUCUGCCUCCAUGGACGCAAAGAGCAGCUUCAGACCAGCGGUUACCGGAAAAUUCCCGGAGAUCACUGUGAAGGAGGAAUAACUCCAGAACGAAAAGAGAUUGAUCUGAGUAAGAAAUGCGUUAGUAAUUUGCCGAGGACAGAGCUACUGACAGAAGAACAUUCAUUCCAUUCGGCUCCUAUAAUCGCUGUGGUCAUCGCUGUUCUGUUGAUCAGUGCCGUUGCUGGUGUUAUUUUCAUCAAAAAAUAUGUCUGUGGAGGAAGGUUCCUGGUGCACAGGUACUCCGUAUUAAAGCAGCACGCAGAAGCUAACGGUAUCUAUGGUGUGGAGGACCUGGACACACUGGAGGGUGACAAGACACACUACCAUCAUGAUUCAGAUGAGGACCUCCUAGAGUGACAGACACAUGGAUCAUCAUAAGACAGGAGAUAAAAGAGAAACCACAAUGCCUACCCUGCCCAAGACCUUCUAUGUGUGUACAUUCUGACCAAUCGAUUUGCUUCUGGCUACUUGGGGAAAGAUUUUCAGUGAUUCAGCACAGCAGGAUUGACUGCAAGGACAGAAAUGGCGAAAAACACGCAUUUUCAUAAAAGCAUCUCCCUAAGGGGUUUUCUAAUCCUCAGCUGAAUCUUUUUCAUCAAUCAUUUCAUGUUAUGGAUUUGGGGUGCACAAAGGAUUUGAAGCAAUUAUGUUGCCAUAUAUUUCAAAUUUAUGCGAGUUGAUGCCCAAAAUCUGAUGGCUGAGGAGUAUUAUUUAACUAAGCAGUACUUUGAAGGCCACUAUAAUUGGAGUAUAAUUUACAGAAAAAAAGGAUACAUCAGACAUGAGCUUUGUUAAAACUGAUGUAAGUGCUUAUUUUUUCAUGCCUGAUUUCCUGCAUCAGGUAUUAAACUUCACCAAAGGAUUUUCAGCUUUGUUUUCUUCGUUUUGCAUAUUAGGAUGGUUUGAAGUAUCUUGAAGCCUGUUUUUUUCUUUUUCUUUUUCUUUUUUUAAUCCAUUAUAAAAAAUAGAAGUGUUUUCAGAAAAUAACUCAUCAUUUCCAGAGUUAUUGUCUGAGCAAAUCUGGAUGAAGGUGAAGUGUUUAAAGGUAAUAUGUAAUAUUCCCUGGAAGCUUCAUGUGUGAGUUUCACGAUAGACUGAGACUUGUUUAUAAAGUUUGUAGGCUUUAUUCUACUAACAUAACAUCCCUGAGGAUUACAGUUCGGAUCUCCAAGAAACUAGUUUAGCCAAGCUUUAGUCAUUCCAUAAGUCAAACUGGACUUUUGUCUUGUUGCCUGCCAUUGCUGUUUGCUAAAAUAUACAAUGCACUUGGCAUAUCUUCAAUGCACAAGUUAUAAUACAUUCUCCAGCAUUCUUCAUUUUUCAGUAUUACCAAUGCUAUUCUCUGAUGGUACAGUAUCAUUUGAUGCAAAAAAAGAUGGCACAUUGUGUGGUUUUCAGUCAUCUUAUUAUAGUGCACCUUACACAUAAUGGAUCUUAGAGAUAUAAUAGUAACAUGGUAUCAAUCUGACACCUUGUUGCUAAGUCAGCAAUAACUGUAUAUUCAAUAACAAGACGAUAUUUAAUGUUAAUUGUGACAUUAAGUGUUCUUUUCUUAUUCAGAACAACAACUCAUCCUUCAUUAGGAUGUUGACAACAUUAAGUGCAUCUAUUUAGCAGCAUAAUCAAAUAUGAAAAUGUAUAUAUUUUUUGGUCUGUAUUGACUGUCAACUCAUAAAUAAGCUAAUUUGUAGUCAGUAAGCUGAUUAAGAUAUGAGUGCAUUUUUUUUCCCUGCACAGAUAAUAGAUACAGAUACCUCAGGGUUUAUAGAAGACAGUGGGCCACACAUUUCAUUGAUGGGUUUGCAUUUUGAAAGCAGGGUCCUCAGGUUUGAGAUGGAUAAACUUGGCUUUUCUGAAGUCAUGUGUAAAAUGCUGUACCAUUAAAUGUGACUGCCAACAACAAUAAAACAAACAAACAAAAAACUUUUCAUAA